GCUCAUAUGAUUAAUUGAAAAAGAAACAGAGAGAAGAGCAGAGAGACGUUAGUGGAAGAGGAACUGAAAGGGAAAGGCGGGCGACCUUUGCUGACCCUUCAAGUCUCUCCCUCCCUUCAUGUCCCCUUUUCCAUUUUUUAACUGUUUUACACUUUACGCUUCUCUCUCCCCAACUCCACCGGUGAUACAACUUUCCGGUACCGGAAAAUUCAACAAACUUCCCUAAUAUUUCUCUAUCACAAAUUUGAAAACAGACCCACAAACACUGCUGCUUACUAGCUUCAGUUUAUGUCUUUUAACUCAUAUUUUCAAGAUUCUUCCUUUACUCUUACUAUUGAGCUUUUUCAUACUUGGGUUUUUCUAAAGACUUCAUUUUUAGCUUUAAAAAAAACUUUUUUGGGUUUUGUGUAUGAAGUGUUAAGAGGAAGAAUAUGCUGUAUUAGGGCUUGAUUAGAAGUAAGGGGUUUAGGAAUGGAGUCGAAGAUUUGCAUGAAUGGACUGUGUGGAGCAACUUCUUUAAUUGAGUGGAAAAAAGGGUGGCCUUUGCGAUCUGGUGAAUUUGCCAUCCUCUGUGAUAAGUGCGGGACUGCUUAUGAACAACUACUCUUCUGUGAUUUAUUCCACUCGGAGGACACUGGUUGGAGGGAGUGUAUUUCAUGUGGCAAGCGUCUUCAUUGCGGAUGUAUUGCUUCUAGCUCUUUGCUAGAGCUGCUCGAUAGCGGGGGCAUUAAUUGUAUCAGCUGUGUGAGGAGCUGUCAGCAACAUGCUACCCCAAAUCAUGAGAAGCCCAAAGCUUUUGGAACUUCUAUCUCAAACAGUGUUGGUGAAACAGCUUCCACUUCUCUGGGCAGUCAGAUAAAUGGUUCAGAACCAAAUAAAAGAGAGGGUUCUGACAGUAUUGAUCCAGCACUUCUGCUCCUACACCAGAAUGACAACACCAAUAGGCCUAUAGGCCAAAUAAAAAUGGAAGAAACCUUCCAUCCUGCUGGAGAAUCUGGAAGCACUUUUUCAUCAAAUUUGUGUCAGGCUUCGGCGGAGUCCUCUAAAAAUGCCAAACUGGAUUCAUAUAACGGAUACAAAGGAGUUAUGGAGAUUCAUGGAUCAACGGUGCAAACAAAUUUAAGCAUAGCUCUGUCUGCACCUUCACCGAACUCAAAGCUCUUUCCUACUACAUUGGAUGAGGGGGACCUGAACAAGACAAUUUCUUCCUUGCAGCAAGGGUCUAGAUCUCGAAAUCUAUUGCCCAAACCCCCAAAAUCUACCUCUGCUUUGGGACCGGAGAUGAAUGCUGGCAUAAUUUCACAGAUUCGUGUUGCCAGACCACCGGUUGAAGGUCGGAUUAAGAAUCAGCUGCUUCCACGCUAUUGGCCAAGGAUAACAGACCAGGAGUUGCAGCAAAUAUCUGGAGACUCAAAUUCCACCAUCAUACCAUUAUUUGAGAAGGUCCUGAGUGCAAGUGAUGCAGGUCGAAUUGGCCGUUUGGUGCUUCCUAAAGCGUGUGCUGAAGCAUAUUUCCCACCAAUUUCUCAACCAGAAGGCCUUCCUCUGCGGAUUCAAGAUGUGAAGGGCAAAGAAUGGGUAUUCCAGUUCAGAUUUUGGCCAAACAACAACAGCAGGAUGUAUGUUCUCGAGGGUGUGACCCCUUGCAUACAAUCUAUGCAAUUACAAGCCGGAGAUACAGUAACUUUCAGCCGCAUGGAUCCAGAAGGAAAGCUUUUAAUGGGGUUUCGUAAAGCAUCAACUGUUAAUUCAACUCAGGAAAAUCGUCUGUCAGCCAUACCCAAGAGUGUUUUCUCUACUGAACCCACCUCCUUCUCAGCAAUGCCUGAGAAUCUACCUUUAAUGAGUGGUUACUCUGGCCUUCUUCAGUCAUUUAAAGGAAGCAGGGAGUCUUCUGUGAAUUUGUCCUCAAAGCAUUUCAAUAGUGGUGAUUUUAGCUGGUACUUAACCGAGAAGAACGGAGGCAGGAAUGCAGAUGGUGCCUUCUCCCCUUCAAUGCCUGUUUCAGAGCGUAAAAGAAGUCGUAAUAUUGGGUCAAAAAGUAAGAGACUGCUCAUUGAUGCCCAUGAUGCUUUGGAGUUGAAGCUUUCAUGGGAGGAGUUACAGGAUAUGCUCCGACCACCACUGAGUGUCCAGCGAACAACUGUCACCAUUGAGGACCAAGAAUUUGAAGAAUACGAACAACCACCUGUUCUUGGGAAGAGGAGUAUAUUUACUGUCCGCUUAUCUGGGGAGCAGGAGCAGUGGGCUCAAUGUGAUAAUUGCUUUAAGUGGCGAAAGUUGCCAGCUGAUUAUCUUCUACCUCCUCAGUGGACAUGUCAGGACAACAUUUCAGAUCAUAGCAGGUCCUCUUGUUCCGUCCCAGACGAUUUAACACCCAGAGAGCUUGAAAAUCUUCUCAAAAUGGACAAGGAUUUCAAGAAACAAAGAAGUGCAGCAGGCCAAAGGAUAACACAGGCCCAUGAUUCUUCUGAUUUAGAUUCUCAAGCAAAUGGGAUAAGCAUUGCUGGUGACCUAAGAGAGCCUGGUCCCGCAUCAGUUGCAACAACAACUAAACACCCAAGGCAUCGACCUGGAUGUUCUUGCAUUGUGUGCAUCCAGCCUCCCAGUGGGAAGGGUAAGCAUAAUCCGACAUGUACUUGCAAUGUCUGCAUGACAGUGAAACGUCGUUUCAAGACACUUAUGAUGCGCAAAAAGAAGCGUCAAUCAGAACGUGAAGCGGAACUUGGCCAGAGGAAUCAGCUUAUGUGGAGUUCCAAGGAAGAGACUGAAGUGGACAGCUUCUCUAGACAAGUGAAACCAGAAGUUGAUCCAUCAGACAAAGAAAGAUCUGGAAGCGAGACACUGGCGAGGGGCCAUAGCAGCAAUCAAUUGCAGAAGCUUCCUGAAAUAAGUAAGUCGCAAUUAGACUUAAACUGUCACCCAAAUCGUGAAGAUACAGGUUCAUCUCAUAUUAGCAUGAUGUCUCUUCUUCAGCAAGCAUGUCUGCCGCUAGAGACAUAUCUGAGGCAGAAUGGUCUAACAAGCUUAGUUUCUGAGCAACAAGGGAGCUCAGGGUCCCAAGGGUUUCCCCAAGACACCAGAGAAAGUGACCUACGCGUCCAAGAGGAUCUGUGCCUUGCUUCUACUGCUCAAGAGCAAGAAAAGGAUGUCGCUAAGGAAAGCUCUGAACCAGAUCAAAGUGGAAAAGACCAAUGAUGAGACAUGAAAUCCUUUUGCUUGCAAUUGCUCCUUUCUAUUCUUUUUCUUGAUGGACCAACAAUACAGGAGAUUUCCACUACCUUGUUGAUAUCUUGUAGUUAUUAGGAGUGUCAAGCAAUUGGAUGUUAAAAUAUUUGUGUUUAUAGGUUGUACCACGUGUCCUGAAAAAUAUAUUUAGAUGCUUUCCCUCAUGAGUAACAACUUUUAAAUGUCAUAUAAUUU
This is a messenger RNA of Solanum stenotomum, 3423 nucleotides long. Its product is annotated as B3 domain-containing transcription repressor VAL2. Gene Ontology annotation, molecular function: zinc ion binding; DNA binding. Lineage: Eukaryota; Viridiplantae; Streptophyta; Magnoliopsida; Solanales; Solanaceae. Bases 472 to 3198 code for a protein of 908 amino acids. The transcript is spliced from 12 exons. The record is from RefSeq and is a predicted model, not a curated record.